GCAAUUUGAUACUACCGAACUACCGUGGAGUUGUCUGGCUCCUCCAAGAUCUGUAAGACAUACAGUUCCUGCCCCAUCAGGUUAGUACAUCAUGCGGCCCCGAAGUCCAGAACAGCGCCACGAGAUACUGUCGUGGAAUACUUCAAGUUGCAAGAUCCUUCAAUGAUGGCAGUCGUCGAGUCCUUGUCACUGUCGCACUACUCCAAGUCUUUUGCGCGCAUUACUCACCAUGGACCAGGAAAAGAAACCAGACGCCAUCGUGACGGUGCGGCCGGUACAUCUCAGGACAAUGAGUGGUGAUUCGAUGCACCCGAAAAGAUUCCGGGACGACGAGGAGGACGAGACUGCGAGCCAGGCUUCCAGUAACAUCAGUCUUGAGGAACUGGAAGCUGGAAGGAGUCGACCAAAAUGGUACCGUCGUAGUGGGCCAAGCACAUUGAAGCGCUGGUUUGGCACAGCAGAUCCGUCUAAGAGUGACAAGAGGCGAGCUUGGUGCCGAUGGCUGGUGAUCGGAUUUGUGGUUCUGGGGUUUUUCGGUGUGAUCAGUGGAAUCGGGCUGGAUCAUAUUGUUGGCAAGUGGACAGAGCCCGACGCGAACGGCGCGUUCAAGUACGAGUGGAGGGACGACUUCAGUCGGGACAUCGUACCAAAGAACUGCCACUCACACAACGACUACUGGCGCCGCGUUCCGUUGUAUGAAGCGCUUGCAGCUGGCUGCAAAAGCUUCGAGGCCGAUGUCUGGCUGACCGAGGAUAACGAGCUGCUGGUCAGCCACUCAUGGAAGUCUACCACUACGAGCCAAACACUGCGCACACUCUACCUUGAUCCGCUUGCCAAUAUAUUCGAGCAUCGCAACGUGAGCGGUGCAUCAAUCUCCGACAGGGAAAUUGGCGUGUUUGACGCGGAACCAAACACAUCCACCAUCCUCCUCAUCGACUUCAAAUCUGACGGCCACAAGAUCUGGCCCGUUCUUCAGGCGCAAUUGCAAGCCUUCCGCGACAAAAAUUGGCUCACCUACUUCGAUGGUACGACUAUGCACCAGGGCCCACUGACGGUCGUCGGUACAGGAAGCACUCCCUUCGAACUCGUGCAGCAAAACUCUACCGACCGGUACAUCUUCUACGACGCGCCACUGGGAUCGAUUUCUGAGCCCCAGUACAACAGCACCAACUCUCUCUACGCGAGCAUGAACCUGAAAGCAGCAGUCGGGGGCAUGUGGCUCGGCCGGUUUUCAUCGAAGCAGGAGAGUACAUUGAAGCAGCAGAUCCAAGCUGCGGAAGAUAAGGGGUUGAAGAGCAGGUACUGGGACACUCCAUCAUGGCCCAUCAGCGUGCGAAACAAUGUCUGGGCCAAAUUGGUAGAGUUCGGUGUUGGUAUGCUGAACGUUGAUGAUCUUGUCAGCGCAACGCGAUGGGACUGGGACUUUUGUGUUGUCGCAGGCAUUGCACUAUGUGGGAAGAAGUGA
Molecule: messenger RNA, 1465 nt
Organism: Parastagonospora nodorum SN15
Lineage: Eukaryota; Fungi; Ascomycota; Dothideomycetes; Pleosporales; Phaeosphaeriaceae
Exons: 2
Coding region: 230-1465 (411 amino acids)
Biological process (GO): lipid metabolic process
Molecular function (GO): phosphoric diester hydrolase activity
Source: RefSeq, a predicted model, not a curated record